ACCAUGAUCCUGACGCGAGGGAUAUUGUCAUUUGGAGUGCUGCCUCCCAAAAGUCAUUAGGUGGACCCUAUCUCAGAUCGGAUUCGGGGAGUCGACCAACUCGUAUCAUACAUAUAUACUUUCAAAGGAUAUAAUAUAUAUUAUAUUAUGCGUGGAUGUGGAAUUCAUAUCUAAUCUAGCGCAAAGUGUUCCGUUGAAAUCGAGAAGGUAAAACCUUCAUAACGAGGAAUGGAUAUGUUUUCUGACAAACGAAAUUUACCUCUCUGGAUGGAAGCGUAACCAGGAGUUAUCAACAGUACCAUCAACCUUGCAUACAUUUGAGCUAUGACGUCUCCUCUUCCUUAUCUUGAUCGUCUUACCAUCACCAUGGAUGAAAAACCAUCCAUGGAUGACUUACCGUCUUCUAUUGCCAACGAGGUGUUCAACAGUUCGACCUGUAUUUAUCCGAAACUCAUAGAAAUGGAUGCGAUAUUAUGGAUAUCCUACAUCACGAAAGUUUACGUGAUGCCCGUACUAGCAGUGUUCGGAUUCGUAGGAAACUGUCUUUCGUUUGUCGUUUUAAGUAAAGAAAUGAGACCAACUUCCACCACAGUUUUUCUGAAGGCCUUAGCAGUUGCGGAUAACGCCGUCCUUAUCAUUUACUUGUUAUACUUCUCAUUCAGCAGUGUGUAUGUCUUUACUGGAAGACUCCUCCCGUAUUUCAAACUUUUCGAAAAGACGAAAAGUUUUUCGUGGGCUUUGCUGUGGUUUACCAAAGUUAUUUCAGUGUACGUGGUGGUGUGUGUAACUGUUGAACGAUUCAUCGCAGUCUGUCGUCCUCAUAGAGCCAGGACGUGGUGCAAAGUCAGAAACGCAAAGAUUGUUGUUGGAUGUAUCUGCUUAAGUUCGUUUGUUUACAACAUGCCGAAAUGUUUGUUAUUUAAAACGCUGAUGAUGUAUGAUCCAUGCUUGAAAGAGUCGGUGCCAGUCGCAGUUUCCACCGCAUUAGGAAAUAACCAAUAUUUCAAUACUUUGUACAAAGUUAUUCUUUACAUUCUUCUGGUGUUCAUCAUUCCACUGACAACUAUCCUUGUUCUAAAUUACCAAUUGAUCAAAGCGAUUAAAAGAGGAAAUCGUAGCAACAAUCGUCACAAAAAGCGACAGGCAAGUUACGAUGCCAUUACAAAGAGAGUCGUGGCAGUUUGCUGUGUCUUCACCAUCCUGGAACUCCCUGCUGUAGUAAUGAAUGUUUUGGAACUCUGUGCCUUCGUCGAGGGACUAGUAAAUGGACAAAGGUUACUUCAGAUGGUAUCAAAAACAGCGACUGGUCUACUUCACUUAUCUUAUAUGUUUUCAACCUUAAACUCAUGCGUCAACUUCUACAUCUAUUUUUUAACCGGAAAUGGCUUUCGUCGAACUUUGAAAUGGAUGGUGUUUGGUCAGUCGAACCGAGUAGAUAUAGGCGCUGAUAUGAGCUCAACAGUUAGACUAUCCGAGACUACGUUAUGAAUCCAAUGAGAAUAUGCACCAGCAAAACCAAUAACCAACAGUUUAGUGAAAUGGUAGUUUGUCGCUAAAGGAGGCUUCCAUUCCAACAGAGCCGCUGCAUUUUAAUGAUACAUGAUCUUCAAAAAAAAUCGCUCUUCAAUAAAGCUGGAUACUAUAAUGUAAACUGUAGCAGUAGCCCGAGCAAAAAAAAGCAAGAGGUACAUA
This is a messenger RNA of Lineus longissimus, 1692 nucleotides long. RefSeq names its product FMRFamide receptor-like. The record is from RefSeq and is a predicted model, not a curated record. Gene Ontology annotation, cellular component: membrane. The transcript has 2 exons. The coding region runs from base 325 to 1488 and encodes 387 amino acids. Gene Ontology annotation, biological process: G protein-coupled receptor signaling pathway. Gene Ontology annotation, molecular function: G protein-coupled receptor activity. Lineage: Eukaryota; Metazoa; Nemertea; Pilidiophora; Heteronemertea; Lineidae.